AUGAGUUUUGCUUUACUCCGUGAACUGGUAAGCGUCGCACAACAGAUUAAAAAAGACCGCAGUAUUCGUGUGGUGAUUCUAACGGGUGAAGCCAAUGUAUUUAGUGCAGGGAUGCAACUUGCAUUGGCUGCAGAUAUUCGUAUUGCACACCCAGAGACUAAAAUGUCAAUCAUGGAAAGCCGUUGGGGGCUUGUGCCUGACAUGGGCUUAACCCGUUCAAUCAAGGGCGUGAUUGGUAUUGAUUUAGCCAAAGAGCUUACCCUCACUGCACGUAUUUUUGAUGGCAAUUAUGCCAAAGACAUUGGUUUGGUGACGCAUGUAGACGACUCACCGUUGGCAAAAGCUCAAGCCAUUGCAGAAGAGAUGCUGCAACGCUCGCCAGAUGCGCUGAUGGCGGCUAAGCGUGUUUUAGAUGCUAUGGAACAUCAACCCCAGAAAUCUUUACGUUUAGAGAAGAUUUGGCAGUUAAAAUUACUCUUGGGGAUGGGAUUAAUGGGUAGCCGUAUGGCAACCCGAUUAAUCCAAGCAGGCUUGCAUGUCGCUGUCUGGAACAGAACAGCAUCUGCUUGUGACGCCCUUAUUGAUCUAGGCGCUCACCCAUUACAGCUUGAGAAUAUUGCAAAAUAUCCGAUUAUUCUCAGCUGCCUUGCUGAUGAUAAAGCUGUACAGCUAGUCUAUGAGCACAUUGAGCCCUAUUUACAAGCCAAGCAAGUGAUUGUGGAUUUCUCCAGUUUAUCUGUGGAUAAAACCAAGCAGCUGGCUGAAAGCGCAACAACAAAACAGGUGAUUUGGAUUGACUCACCUGUUUCAGGGGGAACUGCAGGCGCCGAAAAUGGCACGCUGGUCAUUUUUGCUGGGGGCAAUGCUGAGAAAUUCCUGUGGCUCAACAUGCACUUGGGCAAUUACAAAGCCAUCAAAACAACGGAUUUGCUGAGUCGGAUUUAG
Molecule: messenger RNA, 945 nt
Organism: Oppiella nova
Lineage: Eukaryota; Metazoa; Arthropoda; Arachnida; Sarcoptiformes; Oppiidae
Source: the annotation of a GenBank genome assembly